Molecule: messenger RNA, 2253 nt
Organism: Ostrinia furnacalis (Asian corn borer)
Lineage: Eukaryota; Metazoa; Arthropoda; Insecta; Lepidoptera; Crambidae
Exons: 1
Coding region: 1219-1809 (196 amino acids)
Molecular function (GO): nucleic acid binding
Source: RefSeq, a predicted model, not a curated record
GGUGAAGGGCGGGCGUGCGAUGCGCCGGGCCGCCGGUUGGCUCUCCAGUCGUACUCCGUCCCCCGUACUGCCCUGUACGUCCCGCGCACUUCCAGUGUACAGUCGCGUUCUAAAUUGUUUUGUUGUCAUUGUUAAUUUUUGUUGCUGUUUUUUUGUUAAGUUUGUUUUGUUGAUUUCUUUGUUGUGUUUGUUAGUUAAUUAACUGUUUUUAUUUAGUUUUAACAGUUUUUAAACAGUGAAAAUGCCGAGAAGAAAUACUGUUUUGAGAAGACAGGCACGGAAAAUGGUGUAUGACGUGCAUUGUUUUUUGAAAAGGGAAUCUAAUGAGUUCAUUGAUUCCUUGAAACAAAUCCAAAGUGAAAUUGGCGAAGCUACGAGUAUUUUACUCGAUUCGGGCAGCACUGUACAUUUAAGCCAAAUAAAACAAACUACAGAAGUUAUUCAGGCGGGAAAUAUUAAAUUAAAAAGUAUAAUUAGUGACUUGGGGAAAAUUCAAAAAAGGACAGCUGAGUCUACAAAAACAUCCAUAGCAACGGUAAGGAAAAUCUCCACUGAAGCCAAUAGUUCCGAUUUAUUAUCAGUAUUUAGAACACCAGGCAAAAAACACUCUAGAUCAAAACCGGUCACAGAUAUUGAUAACUUCGAUCAAGGAGUAAUAAAGAGGUGCAUACAUAACUUUCAUAGGACAAAUAAUGAACUUCCCACCGUCGGAAACCUAAAGAAGAAGUUAGAGGAAGAUAUAAAUUUCAAAGGCUCAGAACGAAGUCUUCGACGAAUAAUUAAGAGUUUAGGGUUUCGGUGGAAAAAUACUGAAAACAACCGAAAAGUGCUUAUUGAAACUUCAAACAUACGUUUGCAACGUAUCGAAUACUUACGCAAAAUAAAACAAUAUCGCCAAGAGGAAAGGCCUAUCGUAUAUACAGAUGAAUCUUACGUAGAUUUAUCGCACUCUUCUCCAAAAGCCUGGACCGAUGGUACUACUAAAGGUCUCAAAAAACCUAUCUCCAAAGGACAGCGGGUGGUCAUUGUUCACGCAGGAUCAGAGGCUGGGUUUAUAGCGAACGCACUGCUAACUUUUAAAGCUGGUGCGAAAUCAGGCGACUACCACGACAAUAUGAACUACGAAAACUAUGAAAAAUGGCUGCGGACACAGUUAAUGCCGAACUUACCGCCUAAUUCCGUCGUGGUAGUCGACAACGCAUCAUACCAUAAUAAGCAAUGGGACCUCGCACCAACUUUAAUUCAAAAAAAGCUGACAUGCAGGCUUGGCUUACUGAAAAGGGCAUGCAAUAUGAGGAAACUCUAUUAAAACCUCAAUUAUACAAUUUAAUACGGGCUAACAAAGAUAGAUUUAAAACAUUUUCAAUUGACAGGAUACUAGCAGAGCAAGGGCAUCAAGUGCUAAGACUGCCACCAUACCACCCAGAUCUAAAUCCUAUCGAAAUGGCAUGGUCUGACAUAAAGCAAUAUGUAGGCAGAAAAAAUGUGAAGUGGAGUGUUGCUAAAUGUAUAGAGCUGAUCCAAGAAAAAGUUUUGCUGAUGGGUGCUUGGGAUUGGAGGAAGUUAUGCCAAAAGGUAAAGGACAUAGAAGAGCAAUAUGCCAAGAGUGACCAUAUCGUGGAUUUGGUUACAGAAGAAUUCAUCAUUCGCGUUGAUGGUGACAGUUCAGAUUAUAGCCUUGGUGAGUCUGAUGACGAUGACGCUGCUAGUGCCGACGACCGAAGCAGCCCUGAGCCCGGGCCCUCAGUCAGCAAAAGGCCCUGUCGAGUUACCGUUGAAGGUGUGAUACCAUUUUCUGAUUCGGACUAGAUAUAAAUAACGGCACCUACUGGACAGACAGGAGAAUGCGGCGUCUGAUGUCCACACCCUACCGAACUCUCAGGUUUCCUCUAUCCUGAGAGGAGACUUCAGUAUUCAUAUGUAAUUCGAGCUACUAGUCUAGCUUGGUAUCUAAAAUAAAAAUUGACAAAUUCGAUAAUGUAUUUAUUUUUCUACUCCCCAUAACCUUGUUAAAAAUGAUAUUGUAGGUAACAUGAAAUGGUCGUUUUUACAUUUUGUUCACCGCUAGACUUACUAUUUGACAUUAUUUUGCUAUUUUUAAUUAAAUAAUUACACUAGAUACUAAUUUGUAUUGCGUGCGCGACUGUAUCCAUGCGCAGCUAUCCCCUCCACGUUUCGUUCAGCGCUAGAGUUACGUGCCGCGAUCUGUACUAAUAGACCCACUGAUCGCGUUCGAAGCACCUGUGCGGCGCU